UCGGACACCACUAUCAAAAUGAGUAGCAUACAAAGCUUCGCCAUUACUGUCCAAUUCUUGUCGGAGGUUUAUACAUCAUCUAAGCAACCAUAAAAAGCCGUCAAGAAAAUUGUAUUGUUAGCUAAAGGGUUCAAUUGGGUGCAUAUAGAUGUAAAGAUCUAUGCACAAGCAAUCUGGUAAAUGGGGUUCUUGAAUUUGGGAGAAAUACAGGGAUCUGAGGUUCUUGAAAUGGGAUUUUUGGUUUUCUUGGAGAAAAAUGCUCUAUGGGGAGCUUAAAGGUCUGAAAUUUGUUAGGAAUAAUAUAAGGAUGAAGCAUUUGGUGGGAAGUCCAGGAACUGUGAGUGGGUUGCUGUUGAGAUUGGGGCAAUGUUUAUUAGCAGCUGGAUCAAUUGGGAUUAUGGUUUCUGCUUCUGGUUUCUCUAAUUACACUGCUUUCUGCUAUUUGAUUGCAUCUAUGGGUCUUCAAGUAUUGUGGAGCUCUGGGCUUGCAUGUCUGGACAUAUAUGCUUUAAGGAUAAAACGGGACCUUCAAAAUCCAGUCUUAGUGAGCCUUUUUGUUGUUGGAGACUGGGUGACUGCAACCUUGUCACUGGCAGCGGCGUGCUCAUCAGCAGGGAUUGCUGUUUUAUAUUCAAAAGAUUUAAACUUGUGCAGUACACCACCUCAUCUUCCAUGUGGUCGAUUUGAGCUCUCUGUGGUGUUGGCAUUCUUAACCUGGUUUCUUAUCGCCAUUUCUUCUCACGUGAUGUUUUGGAUUCUAGCCGCCAUCUAAUGAUGUGAGCACGUCUCUCUGCUGAGAAUAUUGCUACUUAUGAAAUGGCCGAUCACAUCUAAAUUCUAAUUACCACAAACUUGUAAUCGUAUCUCCCUUACCAGUCCACAUGAGUUUCUUCUGCACUGAUGGAGUUGCUUGGAGUUUGGCAGUUCCCUGUUGUUGUGCUCAUCAAGUUCAAUUUUUAUUCAAGUGUAAAUUGUAACCUCUUUUUUGUACUCUAAUCUACUGCAGUUCAAUUACAUUUUGAAAUCAAAUUUUUAAUAUCUAGC
Solanum stenotomum is the source of this 1044-nucleotide messenger RNA. RefSeq names its product CASP-like protein 5B2. NCBI's taxonomy places the organism in Eukaryota, Viridiplantae, Streptophyta, Magnoliopsida, Solanales, Solanaceae. Bases 257 to 772 code for a protein of 171 amino acids. The record is from RefSeq and is a predicted model, not a curated record. The transcript has 3 exons. Gene Ontology annotation, cellular component: membrane.